GCGGUGCGCCUGCGCGCGGGCGGGGUUGCCGUGGCGACCGGGCGGUUCGCAGUUUGUCCUCUCUCGCCCUCCUGCGGAUCCCCUGGUCCGCGCCUGCCGAGGACUCGGCCCUGACGUGGCCGAACGUGCCGCGGGGGGAGUCAGCGCUUGGAGGACCCAAGGUCGAGGGCCACCCCGCAACCCGGGGGGGAACUCGAGUGAGAAAAUUGACCUACGAGAGGGCAGGGCCCAGUUCUGGGUGUCGAGGCCGAGGCGGGACGGCGCUUGCGCGCGGGCCCCCCAUCCCUCCUUGCCCUUUCUUCCCUGUUCUCACGGAGGCGAAGCCUGCACAGUUGGACUGGCGUUCAGUUACCCCCCCCCCCCUCCUUGCCUCCCCACACCUUUCACUGCAGGACGUGCACGCGCUAGCGCGUGUGCUUGUGUGCGCGCGCACGUGAGGUUGGGGGGGCUGGUUGCUCAUGCAGGCAACGGUUGGGUGCUUCUGUGCACGUGUGCAAGCAGAAUAUCUAAAGCCACGGGGAAAAUGGUGGAAAAUUCACCGUCGCCAUUGCCAGAAAGAGCGAUUUAUGGCUUUGUUCUUUUCUUAAGCUCCCAAUUUGGUUUCAUACUGUAUCUUGUGUGGGCUUUUAUUCCUGAAUCUUGGCUAAACUCCUUAGGCUUAACUUAUUGGCCUCAAAAGUAUUGGGCCGUUGCUCUGCCUGUGUAUCUCCUCAUUACCGUAGUCAUCGGUUACGUCCUCUUAUUUGGAAUAAACAUGAUGAGUACCUCUCCACUCGACUCCAUUCAUAAUAUCACAGAUAACUAUGCCAAAAAUCAACAGCACAAGAAAGACCAAGAAGAGGCCAUCCCAGCACUAAGAGAUAUUCCUAUUAGUGAAGUAAACCAAAUGUUCUUUCUUGAAGCUAAAUAACUUUAUACCAAAAACAACUGUAUGCAGACUAAUACCAAACAUUUAUUAUAAAUUUUUGACAUAAAGGUUUUAACCAUACUAAUUUAGACUAUCUUUCUGAUUAAUAUCCAGUAUUGAAAUGUUUAAAAAAAAAAGAAAGUAGGUUGAACUUCUCUUAUAUUAAGUUCUAUUAAUAUUAUAAAUGUUAUCAAAUAGUAGUUAUUAAUGGACAGAAUAAAUACUGCAUUACCAUGUGGCAAAAAA
Messenger RNA from Cervus elaphus (red deer), 1153 nucleotides. It is a transcript of the gene PIGP, whose product is annotated as phosphatidylinositol glycan anchor biosynthesis class P. The record is from RefSeq and is a predicted model, not a curated record. Bases 524 to 910 code for a protein of 128 amino acids. The transcript is spliced from 5 exons. Gene Ontology annotation, molecular function: phosphatidylinositol N-acetylglucosaminyltransferase activity. NCBI's taxonomy places the organism in Eukaryota, Metazoa, Chordata, Mammalia, Artiodactyla, Cervidae. Gene Ontology annotation, biological process: GPI anchor biosynthetic process.